Molecule: messenger RNA, 1410 nt
Organism: Lecanosticta acicola
Lineage: Eukaryota; Fungi; Ascomycota; Dothideomycetes; Mycosphaerellales; Mycosphaerellaceae
Source: the annotation of a GenBank genome assembly
AUGAAGUCCUUCAUCACUCUUUCUGCACUGGCGACUUUCGCCGCUGCCUCGCCAUGCCCCUAUGGACAACUCGCAGAGCGUGGCGCUCUUCCAGAAGCUGAGGCUCGCAACUUCUACGCUGCCCGUGCUGAAGGCGAGAAGGCCGUCAAUUCUCAGAUGGACAAGGUCAAGCGUGCUGAGCAUGCCAGACAGGCCGAGUUCUACAAGCGUCAGGUUGACCUUGGAGAUCUUCCCCUCGGUGGUGGUCUCGUGAGCGGCGUUAUCCAGCCGUUCAGCGGCGUGUUGGCUCUUCUUGACGUUCCUGCGUAAGUCCAACCUUCUGAUGGUGGAGAAGAUCUCUAAUCAUAGCGCAGUCCCCAAGAGGUUGGCCUCCAGCUCAUCCCCGGCAACGACCCAGAUCAUCAAUACGUCAAGCCAACUACCUCCGACGUUCGUGGCAUGUGCCCAACCUUGAACACAAUGGCAAACCACGGCUACAUCUCCCGUGACGGUAUCACUACCUUCGCCGAAGCUGCCAACGCUUGUCAGAUUACUCUUGGCUUUGGCUACGACACCUGCACCUUCCUGUCUGCCCUGGGCUUGCUGUCCGGCGGUGACCUUCCAUCUGGAAAGUAUUCCAUCGGUGGUGCCGAUGCUCGUGUACCGAACACCUUGGGCCCAUCUCUCGGUAUCUCGCGCCACGGUUUCUUCGAGGUGGACAACUCCAUCUCUCGUGAGGACACCUACUUCGGCAACCAGGCUGACUUCCGUCUGGACCGCUUCAACCGUCUGGUCAACAUCACCCAAAAGUACAAUGGCGAAUUCGGCAAUUCUGCUUUCGCAGAGGAGCGUGUGCUCGUCUACAACGAGGCCAAGAAUACCAACCCCUCAUUCAACGCUGGAGUCCGCUGGCUUGCUGUUACCACUGCCGAGCGUGUCUUCAUCUUCCGUGCUCUUCCUAACGGCACGCACGAGGACCUUGCGGACUAUCAGAACAUCGCUCCGUUCUAUAUGAACGAAACUUUCCCACCGCAGUGGUUCCGCCGUGCUUCACCAUACUCUCUCGCAGGCACCGGUUCCGACAUUGCCACCCUCCUCUCCAGUUCCUCUGAGCUCACUGUCCCUGGUGCCAACGAGGGUCUCAACAACUUUGUCCCUCUCGGCAUGGACAUCAGCAACGUCACCCCAGCUGCUGCAACCUGCUUCCUUGCCACUGCAAUCUUUGACGAGACUCCCGGAUUCCUUGCUCCUGGUAUUGCUGACAACAUUGGCACCGUCAAUGCUUUCCUCAACGGUGCUGUCAAGCCUUUCUUCGCCGACUUCGACUGCCCAAUCUUGACGAUGGCACAACCUGGCCCGAAUGCCGUUGAUGGUACUGCUGGCCCAAGCGAGGAGUGCAACGUCCUGGUCAAUGGAAUGUACCAAUGCUAG